Linnemannia hyalina is the source of this 705-nucleotide messenger RNA. Lineage: Eukaryota; Fungi; Mortierellomycota; Mortierellomycetes; Mortierellales; Mortierellaceae. The record is from the annotation of a GenBank genome assembly.
AUGUCUGCUGGCGAGAAAAUGCCCACCCGGGACUUCAUGCCAAUGGAGGUUAUCGACCAGAUGGACGAAUCGGCAGCGAGUGUAACUGCCUUUGUCAAGCAGUUGAGGGGAUUGAACAUCACCAAGCUUGCAGAGCACGAGAAGAAAGAGUAUCUCGACAUUGUUGGACGAUAUGAAGACAUUCUGGAGCGUCUGCUGAUGUAUAUUGGCAAUGAAAAGUCAAGGUUCGAGUACCUGCAAGAAGCCGUCACUCAAGAGGCGCCCGAUAUAUACGAGACACUCUGCAAGGAAAUGGACAUCGAGACUCCAACUAAAAUCUAUGCCGAUAUAUCCAACCUACAAAAGCUUGUCAGGGACAGAAAACAGGCGCUUGGGAGCAAACGUCGCGACAAAGCGCUGCGACUUGUUAUUAUGGGCAGCGCAGGGAUUUGCCUUGUCAUUGCAUCCAUUACAACUGCGCUGAUCUCACUUGCUAGUGCGGGCGCAGCAACACCACUGAUUGUUCCGAUCAUCACGACGGCAUUUGCGAUAUUCUCUGGAUUCGGCGGUUUCAAGAUACUAUUCGACCUUAUACAGAAUGGCACCGAGCAUACCAAGUUGAGCCUCAUCGACAAUAAUUUAGCGACAUUGGAGAAGCACCUGAGUGAUGUUCGACGAGCUGAAAUAGGCGAAUACGAUUUUCGGCUACGAUCGGAACUAAAAUAA